Messenger RNA from Prorocentrum cordatum, 1144 nucleotides. The record is from the annotation of a GenBank genome assembly. NCBI's taxonomy places the organism in Eukaryota, Dinophyceae, Prorocentrales, Prorocentraceae.
GGGCGGCGCUGCGGGCGGCGCGCGCCAAGCUGCGGCGGGCGCACGCGCGGGCGCUUGAGCGCGCCGCGGCCGCGAAGAGCGUCGCGGAGAGCGUCGCGGAGGGCGCCGUGCGCACUGCCGUGUCCGCAGGUGGCCAUGCCCUCGUGCGCGCGUCCCUCCCCGUGGUAGUUGGCCAGUGGUCCACCGCCACCACCACAGGGCAGGUGGUCGCCGUGGUCCCCGGGAAGCUGGCCUCCGCGGUCUCGCGGGGCUCCACGUCGUCGCUGGCGGGCGGCGCGGCUGGCUGCAGCGACAAGCCAGCCGCGGCGGAUCCCGAGGGAGGCGUGUCUGUCAAGAGCCAGCCGGAGCCCGAGCCGCCGUUCACGGCCCUCGUGGGCGCGGGCGCGGCGCAGGAGAGCCACGCCCCAGGACCAGGACCGCGCGGGCGCCGCCACUCCGCCCCCGUGCCGCGGGGCACGCAGACGCUGGUGUCCAGGCUCGAGACCGAGGCGCGGCUGGGCCGCUGGCAGUGCCUCCCGGCGAGGAUCGCGUGCCACUUCGAGUGCUGGUUGUGAGGCGGCGUGCCAGGCGGUGGCCCUGCACACCAACGCACCCGGGUGCAGUUCCCCCCUCUUUUUUUGCCUGCGGCAUCCGACACUUCGAUGAUUAGUUUCCGCCAGGACCCCUUUCCAUCAUGGCAAUGGCAGGGGCAGCAUGUUCAGAAAUUCUUGGGUGUGGCGAGGUAUUCCUGUCGCCUGCGACGAUGGCCUGUGGCAGUCUUAGCGUUCGGCUGCCUUCAGGGCCGAUCCGUUUCACAGCAGCAAGAUGUUUUGUUUAAGGUUAGUUAGGCCACGGACACACUUUUCGCUACCCCUGACUUGGCUACUUUCCCUUUCAAUCCCGAAUGGGAUUGACGUCCAAGUCGCGGGGUUCUCGGUGAGGGUUCCCAGAUCGGAUUUUAGGGGCAUGUUUUUGCAUGGCUGAGUCUCACCUCUCUGUGCAGGCCUCUGGUGGAGCCAGGGCGCGGAGCCACCGCUCGAGUGGCUUCGUUUUGGCAGACGGUAUGACGGGACGCUUGCAGGGAUGUGUGACUUGUUUGAUCUCCGUGUGAGUGUGGUUCACCAGAGGAGAAAGAACCACUACCACCAGCUAGGGGAACUGGCCG